CACCUAGUCGAUGCCCUCCCAGGUUCUCCCGCUCACGUGACCUGUCUCGUAGGCAGGCACAAGCUUCGCCCCUUGCCCGUGCAAGCUGUUAUGUAAGGGGAGCGCACGCAGGGAGGGGAGAGGUGAGGCUAGUGCAGGGGUGAAAGCCUCUUCAUUUAUAAUAUGGAGAUAUACCUAUCUCAUAGAACUGGAAGGUAAGGGUGCGCAUCAGCUGUUGGGGAAAAAAGCUGUCUGACUAGUCCAAAUGGAUACAAUUUUGAACUGCAAUCUGGAUGAUACGGAAGAUUAUUACAUCUUGCUAGGAUGUGAUGAACUAUCCACGGUUGAACAAAUUCUUGCAGAGUUUAAGGUCAAAGCCCUUGAGUGUCACCCUGACAAACAUCCUGGAAACCCUAAAGCUGUGGAGAAUUUUCAGAAGCUGCAGCAGGCUAAAGAGAUUCUUACUAACGAAGAGAGUCGAGCUUCUUAUGAUUACUGGCGACGAAGCAAAAUUACCAUUCCAUUCCAGCAGUGGGAGGCUCUGAGCGACUCCAUAAAAAUGUCAAUGCACUGGGCUGUCAGAAGUAAGAAAGAGCCAAUGCUGGAAGCACCUGAGCUAAAUAAUAGCAACAACAUAACUAAUGACACUUGGGCCCAACAGACUGAAAACAAUAAAGAUGGAUUGUCAGCUGAGAGAAGGGAGCAAGACGAUGCUGAGACUUCUGAUGAGAAGCCACAAUCACCAAAGAGUCCAGACUCUCCAAGAUUUUUAGAUGCAAAUUGCUCACACUUGCGUUUCCGCUGGUCAGGUGAUGCCCCUUCAGAGCUUCUGAGGAAGUUCAGAAACUAUGAAAUAUGAAGUAUGAGCCCAAGAUACCUGAGAGCAUGGAAUCAUCUGCUCAACAGUGCAGUAUUUUUUGUCCAUGAUUAAAACUUGUUUGUAUCUUGUGCCUGUUCACCAUUAUUUGAAUGUUCAAUUAUGUGGCUUUGUAAUACUGAUCUGUUAUCACACUUUGUGUAAGUAUUUUAGGUGGAAGAAAUUUUGAGAGGGAGAGGCACUAUCUUUAUUCAGUAUUAGCAUAAGUAACAAUUAUAUGCAGAAAGUGGUCCAGUGUUUUAUAUGUUUCCUGUGUUCUUCUUUAGUAUACAACCAGAAGGCUUUUCUGUCCAUGUUAAACAUAUAGAAUGUAUUGUGCGUAUAUACUUCUUGCAGGAUGUAGAACUCAUGGUAUUAAAAAAUAAUCUCCCAGACCUGAAUGCCAAUGAAUUUUAAAUGUAGCUGUGUGCAUUUCUAAAUUAAAUAUUUUGGGCCUGAUAUUCCAUUGCCUUGCACAUUGUGCAGUCAUUCAGGCCUAUGCACAGUGGAUGUAAAACAAGUGUGAAUAAUUGGAGAGUUCCGACUUGGUAAUGUUUUGAACUGAUGUUAGUGACUAAAUGAGACAGUGGAAAAUCAGGCCCAUUAAGUUUUAAUAUGAGCAACAAUUAAUAUGAAACACUUUGAUUCUUUGGGCAAUGUUGCAAAUUUUUAAGACUGUAUUAUUUAUUUUGCAUUAUUUACUUCCUUGUCACAGCCUGACCUAUAUAUAGGAUAUAAUGAUAGCAGUAAAAUGGAUUUGUGGAUUGAAGGUGUUUUGUUUGUUGAGUGAUAAGCUAACUUUACAGCAACAAAAUUAAGUUUCUGUAGGAUAUAUACAUAAAUAUUGACUAUUCUUUUAAUUUCUUGGAUCCAGAUCAUACCCUGGAGUUUCCUGCCUACCAUCUCUUCAAAUGGGGGGAGUUUUAAGGGGGCCAAACGGAAGAGAAAGUGUGAAGCCUCCCCAAAACCCAUGAAUUUUUGGGAGCUUCAGGGAAGGGUAACCCCAGAUCAACAAAGACAAAGACGUCUGCUGUAUCUGUGCUUGUACAGGGAAACCAGCUAGCUCAGUCACCCUGUGGUUAGCAGCUGCCAAGGAAAUCUUAUCUAAAUAUUAUGAUUAUUGUAUCAGAUAAUUCUUUGGCCAAUAGUUGCAAUACAACUAUGGAGUUAUUUUUGUGUUAUGCAAAAUAAAAUACCAUUAAUGCCAUUCACAUUGUAGCUCUGUAGUCGUGGCACAAAUGAAAAAACUAAUAUGGAACUGGGAACGUGCUGAUAGUCCCAAAGCUUGUUAGAUAUAAAUGGCAAGUUAAUAGUUAAAAAAUGUCAUCUGAUGAACAGAUUAAAGCUGAAUGCAAAUAAUGUCAUUAAAAAUUCCAGUCUCAGUAAAAUUAAGGGGUGAGCACAAUUGUUUCCUGUUUGCCAUUUUGUUCUCAGAAUAUGAUGAUAGCUACAGGUUCAAGAAUAGUAGAAAAUGGCAUGGAUGACUAAUACGGUUACUGAGAAGCUUUAAUUUCCUGAAGGCAAACACUGUUACCUUCCACUUUCAUAUCCAUAAAUGAGGAGAAACUAAGAUUGCUGGGGAUGUUAGUGAAGUGAAGAUGUUAUAAAGCUGAUGCAAUGACAUAGCCAAUGAUAAAAGGACUCACAAUAAAGGCUUCAGUCGGUUUCAGAUGCUGUGAUAUGCAUCAGUUA
This is a messenger RNA of Chelonoidis abingdonii (Abingdon island giant tortoise), 2527 nucleotides long. RefSeq names its product DnaJ heat shock protein family (Hsp40) member C12 (gene DNAJC12). Lineage: Eukaryota; Metazoa; Chordata; Testudines; Testudinidae. The record is from RefSeq and is a predicted model, not a curated record. Gene Ontology annotation, cellular component: cytoplasm.